Nymphaea colorata (pocket water lily) is the source of this 1562-nucleotide messenger RNA. Its product is annotated as probable calcium-binding protein CML11. Gene Ontology annotation, molecular function: calcium ion binding; enzyme regulator activity. Lineage: Eukaryota; Viridiplantae; Streptophyta; Magnoliopsida; Nymphaeales; Nymphaeaceae. The transcript has a single exon. Bases 804 to 1295 code for a protein of 163 amino acids. The record is from RefSeq and is a predicted model, not a curated record.
AGGGCUAACGUUCGAGAUCUCCCGCCAACACACUCUCUCUCUCUUUCCCCUCGGUGCCUGUGAAAAGAAGAUGACGAGACACAUUACCGAAACGGGAAAGGAAACCUCAUCAACAACGGAAAGACGCGUCCCCCAGAUCAAGAGAAAGGCAGAUCCGAGUCCAAAGGAUCUCCGUGGAAAUCGGAGUUACGCGGGAUGAGUCUCAUCUUUCGGAUCUACGACAGCGCAAGGAGGCGGGCAAAAAGGAGGAGGAUAAAGAAAAGGGAAAUUCCCGAAAGAACAGGACUCCUCUAGAAGGGAUCCUCGAAUGGUAGGGGGAAGAAGUGGGGAGACGGAUUGAGAACUUCACAGAAGGAUGCACGGCGACUCAGACCGGAGAUCCGCUUUGCCAUCGGAGAACCCGCUUCUUUCCGGUCACUGAAGAAACAUCGUUUUCUGAAGAGGUCGGAUGCUUCCACGUUUGAAUCGGGAAGAAGACGGAGGAAUAUUAUCAGCACGGAGCGAGAUGAUAUAGUGUUGAAAUUGUUGUAAGCGCAGAUACUCAAUCCGAGGGAAUUAUAAAGCAGAAGACUGGUUAUUUUCUUUUACUUGUCUUAGGAGUGAACGGAGAAAGUGGAGAACGAUCAAUCGUGCGAAACAAGGGGAUUUCUCCAGCAGACGCCUGAACAGAAGGCGUCGGCUACAAUCGACGCGGAAGACGGUAAAAAUCUGACGGUGGAUCCGUGAGGCGAUCCGGAUUGAGGAUACAGCCAAAAGCUAUCAGGCCUCUCUUUGCGACCAAAAGGGUUGGAGAACUGGAAGCAAUGAGCGGGCAGGAUGGGGUAAAGCUGGGCGACGAGCAGUUGGCGGAGCUCCGGGAGAUAUUCCGGUCGUUCGACCGAAACAACGACGGCAGCCUGACGCAGCUCGAGCUCGGCUCGCUGCUGCGGUCGCUCGGGCUCAAGCCGAGCGAGGAACAGCUCGACGCUCUCAUCCAGAGGGCCGAUACCAACAGCAACGGCCUCGUCGAGUUCUCGGAGUUCGUUUCCCUCGUCUCACCGGAGCUCCUCUCGUCCAAGUCACCCUACACCGAUGAGCAGCUCCGCUCCCUCUUCAGCCUCUUCGACCGCGAUGGCAACGGCUUCAUCACCGCCGCGGAGCUCGCUCAUUCCAUGAAUCGGCUUGGCCACGCCCUCACCGUCGAAGAGCUCACCGGCAUGAUCAAGGAGGCCGACACCGACGGAGACGGCCGGAUCAGCUACCCCGAGUUCGCCAAGGCCAUCACAUCUGCUGCCUUCGACAAUUCCUGGUCGUGAUCGUGGUUUGGCUCCUUCAUUGCUCUCUGGGCGCUGACGAACGGGAAGAAGAAGAAAGUCGAGUCCUCCUUUUCUCUAAAUUCAAACCUUUGGUUUCCUUGGUUUUUAUCAAGUUGGGUCGACCUCUUUUGUCCGUCUGAAGCUUGUAUAGACAAAUUCUCUGCCCCCUUUUUGUCCCCACAGACGGGCAUGUUCAUUUGUUCUGCGGAAAAUUGUGGAUGUUCCUGUGUCUGAGAUUUCUAAACUUGUCCCCUUUGUCUUUUCUCC